Molecule: messenger RNA, 3276 nt
Organism: Theobroma umbraticum
Lineage: Eukaryota; Viridiplantae; Streptophyta; Magnoliopsida; Malvales; Malvaceae
Gene: UBP8
Product: ubiquitin-specific protease 8
Biological process (GO): protein deubiquitination
Molecular function (GO): cysteine-type deubiquitinase activity
Source: RefSeq, a predicted model, not a curated record
UCUUUUCUCUCUCUCUUCUCUCAAAUUUUUAGAGAAAAGCAAGAAUGAUGAGCGCCAUUUUCUCUCUUCAUUUUUAAGCUCUCUUUUUCACUUUCUUUCUUCUCCCUCUCUUUCUCUCUCUCUCUCUCUCUGUUUUUUCUCUUCCGAGAAUGGUGGGUCUCCCUUCCGAGGAUUCCUCCGAUUCAACUCGCGGAGUCGACUCAGACAGCGUCAUCAACGACAACCGCAACAACGACCAGCGAGUUUACUUUGUUCCCUUCAGGUGGUGGAAGGAUGCACAGUGUUCAACUUCAGGUGAAUCUGACGUGAAGAGGGGGAUUUUGUAUACAGCAACACCAGGCACGUCGUAUGCGGGUCCCAUGAAGUUAAUCAACAACAUAUUCAACUCGGAUCUUGCUUUCAAUCUAAGGAAGGAGGAGGAUUCUUUGCACAAUGGUGAAAAUGGUGAGGUUGGUGUUUCGGGACGGGACUAUGCUUUGGUUCCUGGAGAAAUGUGGUUGCAGGCUCUUAAAUGGCAUAGUGAUGCAAAAGUUGCAGCAAAAGGUGGCAAAAGCUUUUCAGCUGCUGAAGAUGACAUGGCAGAUGUCUAUCCCUUGCAGCUAAGGCUUUCUGUUCCACGGGAAACAAAUUCGUUGGGAGUCAAAAUUAGUAAAAAGGACAAUGCAGUGGAACUUUUUAGAAGAGCCUGCAAAAUCUUUAGCGUAGAUUCUGAGCAGUUACGCAUUUGGGACUUUUCUGGGCAGACAACUCUGUAUUUUGUGAAUGACAGAAAUAGAUUUCUCAAAGAUUGUCAACGCCAGUCAGAUCAGGAGAUUCUCCUGGAGUUGCAAGUCUAUGGGUUGUCAGAUUCCAUGAAAUGUAGAGAAGGGAAAAAAGAUGAAAUCUCAGGACAGCAUCCUGCAAAUGGCUCUUCUGGUGCUUCAGUCAUGAUAAACGGUUGCACUGGCACUGCAAAUUCCACUUCAUUUGGUACUAAUGCUUCGACAUUCUGUGGAAGAUCUGGAGAAGCUGGUUCUUUGGGAUUGACUGGAUUACAAAAUCUUGGAAACACUUGUUUCAUGAACAGUGCCAUUCAGUGCUUGGCUCAUACACCAAAGAUGAUUGACUAUUUUCUUGGAGAUUAUUGUAGAGAAAUAAAUCAUGACAAUCCUUUGGGCAUGAAUGGUGAGAUUGCUUCAGCUUUCGGGGAUCUAUUGAGGAAGUUAUGGGCCCCUGGAGCAACUCCUGUGGCACCAAGAACAUUUAAGGCAAAGCUUGCACGUUUUGCUCCGCAGUUUAGUGGCUUCAAUCAGCAUGAUUCUCAAGAGCUUCUUGCUUUUUUGUUGGAUGGACUUCAUGAGGAUCUAAAUCGUGUGAAAAGCAAGCCUUAUGUUGAAGUGAAGGAUGGUGAGGGUCGACAAGAUGAAGAAGUAGCUGAUGAAUAUUGGCAAAACCACCUGGCUCGUAAUGAUUCUAUCAUUGUUGAUGUGUGCCAGGGUCAAUUUAAAUCAACAUUAGUUUGUCCAGAAUGCAAAAAGGUCUCUAUAACAUUUGAUCCAUUCAUGUACCUGUCACUACCUCUACCAUCAACAACAUUGCGAACAAUGACUGUAACUGUCAUCAGUACUGAUGGAACUGCUCAACCAUCUCCAUUUACGAUUACUGUCCCAAAGAGUGGGAGAUUUGAAGACCUUAUCCACGCUCUAAGUGUUGCAUGUUCUUUGGGUGCCAAUGAGACCCUUCUGGUGUCAGAGAUAUAUAACAACCGGAUUAUACGUUUUCUCGAAGAGCCUGCUGAUUCUUUAUCGUUGAUUCGAGAUGAUGACAGACUGGUUGCUUAUCGGUUAAACAAAGAUAUGGUCAAAGCUCCUUCAGUUGUAUUUAUGCAUCAGCAGAUGGAGGAGCAGUACAUCCAUGGGAAACUGACCUCAAGUUGGAAGACAUUUGGAAUUCCUCUUGUGGCAAGGCUUUCUAAUGUUGUCAAUGGAUCUGACAUCCAUGGUCUGUAUCUGAAAUUACUAAAUCCAUUUCAGAUACAGGCUGAAGAAGUCUUAGAUAAUUGUGAUACCUCUGAGAGCACUGCAGUUGAAGACAUUUCUCAGAAAGAGCAUGGAUCAUCUCCUGUUUCAAAUGGGUUUGAAAAGCACCCUGAUGCAAAUGGGGUUGUCUCACCCUCGGAGUGUGAAUUACAGUUUUACUUAACAGAUGAAAAAGGAAUAGUCAAGGAAUCCCAGAUAAUUAUGGGUGAAACAGUACCUGCUGCAGGAGUGUCCGGGAGGUUACAUGUGCUAGCUUCCUGGCCAGAAAAAUAUGUUAAAGAGUAUGAUACACGGCUGCUUAGCUCUUUACCGCAGAUUUUUAAGUCUUGCUUUUUCACAAAGAGACCUCAGGAAUCUGUUUCUUUGUAUAAGUGUCUUCAAGCAUUCUUGAUGGAGGAGCCCCUUGGACCAGAAGACAUGUGGUACUGUCCAGGCUGCAAAGAGCACCGUCAAGCCAGUAAAAAGUUGGAUCUUUGGAGACUGCCAGAGAUUCUGGUUAUUCAUUUAAAAAGAUUCUCAUAUAGUCGAUACUUGAAAAACAAGCUGGAGACAUUUGUUGACUUCCCCAUUGAUGAUCUUGAUUUGUCAAAUUAUAUUGCUUAUAGGAAUGGCGAGUUAUCUAAUCGUUACAUGCUUUAUGCUGUCAGCAAUCACUAUGGAAGCAUGGGAGGUGGUCAUUAUAUUGCAUUUGUCCAUCAUGGUGGUGGUCGGUGGUACGAGUUCGAUGAUAGCCAUGUUUAUCCCAUCGGCGUGGAGAAGAUAAAGACAUCUGCUGCUUAUCUUCUCUUCUACAGAAGAGUUGUAGAAUAAAAACAUCUGGGUCAUCACUUGCCAAAACCAUUCUAAGCUAGGUAUUAUUUGUUGGUGAAUAUAUCACAAAUUUUGCUGCCUUACAAUUACCAAUCUCAGAAGAGUAGCAUUCUUUCAUCUUUGGCAUUGUUUAGUCUAAGUCGAUAGUGUCUAGCAUUACAGAGGAAGGGAGAUUAAAACUUAGAGUAGAUGCCAGUGAUGGCUGUAACAUAGUAACAAUUCAAGAGGUGAGAGAGACUGAAGGGGAUUUUUUUUUAUAUAUACUUAUAUCCAUUUGUGAAAGGAAGUGUCUAGCUUUUUCUUUUUUGACAUAUUGAAAAUUUUUACUAAAGGUUGUUGCUUUUAACCCCUGUAAAGGUGUAAUUUUUGUUUAAUGUUAUUGUACAACUGAUGAUUGAACACUGAAUUAAUUCAUUGAUAGCUAAUUCACGAGUUACCAUUUUCAACA